AUGUCGUGCAGAGCAAACGGUCGCCUGACUUGGUUGGGUAUGUGUGACGUGAGGGACGACUUCCACCUAGAUUGGGAAGGUUCCAAGGACAGGGAUAUGGAGGCUGAGGAGUACGAUGCAACUUCCGCAGAUGACCUUGGCGCUGGCGACGGGAAGGAGAGAUCGGAGACUUCAUCCUCUUCCAGGGUAGAUAUGGCAGUUGCUGUCGGCAAGCUUCCCAUCGAAGAAGGUAACUUCCUCCUUUCGUGGAAGCUCCAAGCUGUUAGCAGUCCAAGGACCAGAGUGUCUGUCUUCUCCCAUAUAAACCUCCCCAACCCGACUCCCACCCUCUCUUCCAUCUCUUCUUUAUCCUUCGUUUGCCAACGACACCACAGCAUCCCUCUACCUUUUUGGACCAACACACAUUCUGCCAGCAUUCCUUUCAAGUCACUUCUUCCACUCAGAAAUACGCCACUCGGCAACAUCAAAAGCCAGGCCACCGAGAUGUUUUCUCUCUCUAUUGUCACUCUGACACUAGCUGCCCUUGGCAUUGCCAGCCCCAUUGACGUCAAGCCUCGUCACCACGAGGAAGUCGAACCUCGGCAUCAUGAAGAGAUUCAACCCAGGUCUCACAAUGUCCCAAGCUUCGAGACACUGAAACGUGAAACAACCACCAACGUGGGCUCUGCCAUCUCCAAGAUGAUUCCCGGCGUUGGAAAUGAUUGGGGAUGCAAUCAUAUCACUGCCCCAAACCCCCUUGACUGUCCAGCCCUUUUCGCAAAGAUACAAUCCGGGCAAAAGGAUGGAGUCACCGUAUCGACCGACAAAACUUGCUUCACCCAGACUCAUGGUACAUGCAAGGCCACCGUCUGCUCAGCUGGUGGAGUUGACAAUGUGGACUAUUCGUUGACAACUGCACGGAUGAUGAACCCGAUUCAAACAACGUGCGUUGUCAAUGGGAAAAGUGGCUACUGGUGGAACGAGAACCACACAUUUGAAGAGGAUCCGAGUGAUGAGGUCCCCGAGGAGGAGGAGCCGCAGGAUGAAGAUCCCGAGGACGAAGAAGACUCUGAUGAUGACGAAGAAUCUGACGAUGAUGAGGACUCUGACGAUGACGACGACUCUGACGAUGACGAGGACCCUGAUGAGGAUGAUGAGGAUGAUGAAGAAGAUGGUGACGAUGACGAAGACGAGGUUGAGGACAACGAAGGUGACGGAGAUGAUGAGGGCCCUGAAGACGAGGAAAUCCCCGAGAAUAGCGAGCCUGUCGAAGAGGAGCCUAUUGAGGGAGAAUUUGUUCGGAGACGGAGACGAGUCUGUUGA
Molecule: messenger RNA, 1302 nt
Organism: Colletotrichum abscissum
Lineage: Eukaryota; Fungi; Ascomycota; Sordariomycetes; Glomerellales; Glomerellaceae
Exons: 3
Coding region: 1-1302 (433 amino acids)
Source: RefSeq, a predicted model, not a curated record